Messenger RNA from Neodiprion fabricii, 1408 nucleotides. RefSeq lists its product as uncharacterized. The record is from RefSeq and is a predicted model, not a curated record. NCBI's taxonomy places the organism in Eukaryota, Metazoa, Arthropoda, Insecta, Hymenoptera, Diprionidae. Bases 121 to 1347 code for a protein of 408 amino acids. The transcript has 6 exons.
AACUAUACAUAUCAAUAUUCGUAUUUGCUCACUUGUACGAUAAUCGACUAUUUAGAUCCUGCCAAACUGUUGCGCGCAACAACUGGAGUGUACAUUGUUCGACACAUUGUUUACGAAGCUAUGGCGUGGAAGAAACCGGAUUGGCUCGACGUGUCGUACGUGCAAAAAGUUCUGCGAAAUCAUGAAAGGGACGAAUCCAUCGAGGUUUUCGGAAUUUCAGUGAAACCAGCAGUGGCCAAAGGGGAUAAUUAUGUUAGCGAUAUGCAUCGUGUCGCUGUAGAAUUUUUUCGAGGCCGGAAUGAUCGUCGAAUUCUAGAGACGCGAUCUAUCAUAGUGAAAGUCGCCCCUUGUGACCUUCGAGAAGAAUGGAUAGCGAGUUUAGGAGUUUUCGACAUCGAGUCGUCAAUGAUGUCUGUUACGCUCCCAAAGAUGCAAGAAAUUCUCGGAAAAUUUUCCCCGGAAUCUCUGGGUGCACGGUGUUUGUAUUAUCAGAUUGAAAAACCAACGCACAUAGUCAUCGAGGACCUGACUCAAGAUGGAUUCAAAAUGGCUCAACACCAAUUGGGCCUGGACCUAAACCACUCUGUACUCGCUAUGCGAAAUCUCGCUAGAUUUCACGCUUCUUCAAUUGCACUCAAAGAAAAGUAUCCGAAGGCAAUUGCUAAUUACAAGAAGGGGCUGUUUGACAAGGAUCAUCCAAUCGCGAUGGAGCUGUGGGUGAACAGGAUCUUUAGAUCUCUUACAAAAGAGACAACGAGUUGGUCUGAGCUGAAUCCACAAAUUCCAGAAAAACUUUGUAAGCUAUCGGACGUUAUGUAUGAGAAGACAUGCGAGGUGGCUCUCUAUCGUGAGGAUGAUUUUAAUGUUCUCAAUCACGGCGAUAUGUGGGUGAACAACAUGAUGUUUCGUUAUGAUGAACAACAGAAGCCGAUAGAGCAGAUAUUUGUAGAUUUUCAAUUCUGUCAUUGGGGCUCACCAGCAGAAGACCUUCUUUACUUUUUUGGCUCUAGCCUAUCCGACGACGUUCGAGUUCAGCAUCGCGAUUUGCUUGUAAGCGAAUAUCACACCACCUUAACCGUCACAAUGUCCAAACUGCAGUGUAAGACGGCAGUACUGAGCUUCGACAAUCUACAAGCGGUAUUAAAAAAACGAGUUCUUUGCGAAGUGGUUGCCAUUGCUGUAACAUUACCAGUUGUUGUUUUUGAAGAAAGGGAACCAUUCAAUCUCGAAGAUGUAUUAAAAACCAAUGCAGAAUUUCACCAUCCAGGUCAUCGUGGUAAAACGUACAGGAAAAUCAUGACUAGACUUCUACCAUUGUACAAUAGUAUGGGGAUAUUGGACGUGUAAGGGUUUGCAACUAUCAUCAGGCGCCCCUAUGUACUCUGAAUAAAUGCUGCGAUGCCCAAAA